Molecule: messenger RNA, 612 nt
Organism: Fraxinus pennsylvanica
Lineage: Eukaryota; Viridiplantae; Streptophyta; Magnoliopsida; Lamiales; Oleaceae
Source: the annotation of a GenBank genome assembly
AUGCCGAGUCAAAAGUAUAUGGACGAGUUGCAGCACCGACAGAGCUAUCGUAACCUAUGGCACACCGAUCUGAUGCGCACAAUUCAAAACGAUCCUCCCUAUUGUUGCUUGGCGUUUUGGUGUGGACCCUGUGUAUCGUAUACGUUGCGCAAGCGAGCUAUUUACAAUGACAUGUCCAGGUAUGUCUGUUGUGCGGGUCAUAUGUCCUGCAGUGGGCAGUGUGGAGAAAGUCGUUGCCCCAAAUUUUGCCUUGCCACAGAGGGUUUCAUGUUCUGCCUCCAACAAGUUGCUUGCAUUUUUUCCAUUGUCGCAAUGAUUGUUGGAAGUGAAGAAAUUUCAGAGGCUUCUCAUUUACUGUCUCACUUAGCUGACAUGGUCUAUUGCACGGUUUGUGCUUGUAUGCAGACACAACAUAAGAUCGAAAUGGACAAACGGGAUGGUAAAUUUGGCCCACAACAAACGGUAGUGCCUCCAGCCCAGCAAAUGUCACGCCUUGAUCAGCCAUAUCCUCCACCUGCAUACGGGCAAUCUUAUUAUCCUCCACCUCCACAGGCUCAAGAAUAUCCCCCUCAAGCUUCGGGGUACCCUCCUGCUGGUUACCCUCAGAAGUGA